Messenger RNA from Nymphalis io (European peacock), 664 nucleotides. Its product is annotated as putative peptidyl-tRNA hydrolase PTRHD1. Gene Ontology annotation, molecular function: peptidyl-tRNA hydrolase activity. The record is from RefSeq and is a predicted model, not a curated record. NCBI's taxonomy places the organism in Eukaryota, Metazoa, Arthropoda, Insecta, Lepidoptera, Nymphalidae. The transcript has 2 exons. The coding region runs from base 259 to 633 and encodes 124 amino acids.
UGGAGUCUGGACUGGUAUAAAACGUCAGCUGACAGGCGUUAGGUUAACUUAUAGGCUUUAGUUUAUAGCUACAAAGAGCAUAUAAAUUGCAAUUUCAAUUCAGACUUUAGUAUUCAGUAAAGUAAGGCCAUAGUGUUCGCCACACUUAUGUUUUAAGGGGAAAGAUUUAAUUUAAUGGAUAUAAAUUAAAUCAAAUUUUAAUGUCAUGUGAAAAUUACAUGGGUACAUUGAUCAUUUAACAUCACAAAUAUAAUUACAAUGUCUAAUUCUAUUGUUCAAUAUAUACUCCUAAGAAGUGAUUUAUUAAAAGAUUUGGGAUGGUCUGUCGGUGCUUUAGUAGCACAGGCAUGUCAUGCAUCCACAGCCGCUCUCCAUAUAUUUAAGGAAGAUGAACAUACCAUUCAAUAUCUUAAUGAUUUAGAAAAUAUGCAUAAAGUUGUUUUAGAAGUGCCUAAUGAAGAAUCCUUGAAAAAAAUAGCAGAAAAAUUAAAAGAAAAUUCAAUAUCCCAUAAAUUAUGGAUUGAGCAACCAGAAAAUAUACCCACAUGUUUAGCUUUAAAACCUUACCCUAAGGAAGAUGUUAAGAAAUAUGUUGGUAAAUUCAAAUUGUAUAAAGCAACCAUGGCAAAUUAAAAUAUUUUAUUAUUUAUAUUAUUUAAUAAAA